Drosophila pseudoobscura is the source of this 845-nucleotide messenger RNA. RefSeq lists its product as uncharacterized. Bases 363 to 758 code for a protein of 131 amino acids. NCBI's taxonomy places the organism in Eukaryota, Metazoa, Arthropoda, Insecta, Diptera, Drosophilidae. The transcript is spliced from 3 exons. The record is from RefSeq and is a predicted model, not a curated record.
AAGCCCUAUUUCGAUAUAGUGGCAGUUUCCAUUGCUGUCAAAUAGUUGUCAUUGAACACUGAACAGAGGCAUACACAGAAACCUACCAGUGUGUGUCGGAGAUACACAUAUUCCAGGAAAAACUUUGCUGAUUUUUCAACUCUAAACAAGAAGUUUUUUAUGUCAGUUUUGUGGCAGUGUUGUUAGUGUAGCAAAACAGCAAGCCCUAUUUCGAUAUAGUGGCAGUUUCCAUUGCUGUCAAAUAGUUGUCAUUGAACACUGAACAGAGGCAUACACAGAAACCUACCAGUGUGUGUCGGAGAUACACAUAUUCCAGGAAAAACUUUGCUGAUUUUUCAACUCUAAACAAGAAGACACGCAAAAUGAACUUUUCACACCAGCGUGGCCCGAUGUACAAGCCGCUUUUCGAAAUAAUCCCCAACAUCCCAGAACGGGUGGACGUCGAUGCGGAGCAGCUUGGUCUGGGCUACCUGAAUAUACUACCAUAUUUCGGCAAGAUGAUUGAGCUCGGCCUGUGCGCCAAGAGCGGUGUCAAGGGGAAACUGUGCGGAAAGCUGGAAAUGCUGACCCCCGAGGGGGAAAUCGUGCUGACCCAAUGCAGCGAGAUUCUCAUCUUCGGUGCACUGACUGGGAAGAAGCUUCUCUUGGGCAUCGUCAAGGUUCCACGCACGCACGUUCUCUCCGUCUUCUGGGAAGCCGCUUCCGAUAAAGAGCCCUCGGCGGAGAACUCGCGCUCACGCUCUCACUCGCAGCCAUAGUAGCUAAAAUUCCAUAUGAUCUAUAUUUUUGGUUUUUUCGUUCAAAUACAUUUCUGGUUAACUUUUCGGCAGUCCCACAAACCCCCA